AUGGCAACCGACUUCAUAAUGCCCAGACUACACGAGCAGCCACAGCCGCAGCCGCAUUUCUAUCCUUAUCGCCAAAUGCCUGCUGCGGCAUCACAAUCCCCGACGUACCCGUCUCAGGGAUACCAUUCUCAACAGAUCUCGCCCUUGAGUACCUCUACCAACGCCUCGCCCACCUCGCCCAAGCCUUAUCAUCGUCAACGCUUACGACCGCUCUACAUGCCCGCUGUUUUAAGGCCGACCGAGCAUCCAUGCAAGAUAGAGAGGAAGACCGAGGCACAAGAAGAUGAUAAUCCGUCAUCGUCUAAUAGCAGUUUCAUCAGCUUGAGUGGUUUGGGCGCGUUGAGUCGUUUGAGCCGUCGCGCUACAAUCGAUAGCGGAAUGUGUAUGGAUGAUGAAUGGGAUUUGGAUAUGUUUCCUAAGCCGACGGCGCAGCCCACGCGACAACACUGGAAGCCCGAUCCGGAAUCGAAAAUCUGCGACGAGCCCUCCUGUAUGCGCCACUUCAACUAUUGGACGCGCCGCCAUCACUGUCGAAAAUGUGGCAAUAUCUUUUGCGACUCGCACUCGGCAUUUGACGUUCCUCUCGACCAAGACGCGAAUUAUAACCCGAGAGGCACGCCUAGCCGCGCGUGCUCCCACUGUUUUUCCGAGUUCAAAGAGUGGUGCAGCCGAACGAACAGCCAGGCUUCUAGCGAUACAUCCUCUACCGGUACGGGAUCGCAAACCGCACCGACCAGCCCAGCCGUUUCCGCCCCAGCGGCAAUCCACGGUCCUCAUGGCGAACAUCAAGAUAUUGCGAUGAGUGUCCCGCGGGACUGGAAUUGGAGCACCUUCUAA
Daldinia caldariorum is the source of this 837-nucleotide messenger RNA. Its product is annotated as FYVE-domain-containing protein. Gene Ontology annotation, molecular function: phosphatidylinositol-3-phosphate binding; ubiquitin binding; metal ion binding. The transcript is spliced from 2 exons. Lineage: Eukaryota; Fungi; Ascomycota; Sordariomycetes; Xylariales; Hypoxylaceae. The coding region runs from base 1 to 837 and encodes 278 amino acids. Gene Ontology annotation, biological process: protein transport to vacuole involved in ubiquitin-dependent protein catabolic process via the multivesicular body sorting pathway; protein targeting to vacuole. Gene Ontology annotation, cellular component: ESCRT-0 complex. The record is from RefSeq and is a predicted model, not a curated record.